Molecule: messenger RNA, 207 nt
Organism: Cetraspora pellucida
Lineage: Eukaryota; Fungi; Glomeromycota; Glomeromycetes; Diversisporales; Gigasporaceae
Source: the annotation of a GenBank genome assembly
AAUGACCAAAUACCAGACCAAGUUAUCAAUAUUUCAUUACAGCUUGAAGAAACAGCUUUAAGUGAAAUCAAUCAACUUAUCAGAAGUUUGGAUAAACCAACUAAUAAUUUGAUUUCUACUCUGAAAGAAGAAUUAGAUGAACAAAAUUCUUUUGCAAAAAUAAAGAAAGACCUUAUACAAACUCUUGAACCUCAGAAAACUUCUUAA